AUUAUGUGCAGAAAUAGAAUGUGCUUCUGGCUAUUUAGUUUUUCGGCGUCUAAUAUCUUUAUUCAGUUGCUUCAUCUGUUGCGCCAACAGGCGGCACUCUCGCUCUUAUCACUUCGGCUUCGAUUCUGUGUGUCUUCUCCUGCCGCUUUCUACGCACGGGCACGUUUUUUCGUAUGCUCUGCAGUUCAGUAUUUUCUUUCUGUGCCCGCAAAUAUUUCAGCAAUGCCGAAAAACUGAGGAAAGGGCACCAGGCGUGCUGCGCGGCUGUUUGAUGUGGCGAAUCGGAGGGAAAAACAGCGGGACGAAAAUUUUCCGUUCCCCAGCGAAUGAGAGGCGCUGCGAGCAAGUCGAUCAACAUGCCUCUGAUGCCAAUCGAUGAGUACCCCCUGCAGAUUGUGCCUUUCUGGGAUCCGAAGCUGCCAUAUGUUGCAGCGCUGACGUCAUUGGUAGCAACUCUGCUGAUGACACUGUUUUGGUUUCGGCACAAAACCCGCGACAGGAACUUACCACCCGGUCCACGGUCCUGGCUCUUUAUGGGGAGCUUUAAUCUCGCCACGGGUCGCAUUCCUUUCGACAAAGCCAUGAAAUGGGCUAAAAAAUACGGCCCUAUUGUGGGCCUGAGGCAGGGCAGUGUUCACGUGGUCAUGAUAAGCGACUACGAGCAGAUCAAGAAGUUGUUCUCGAUGCCACAGCUGCAAUACCGUCCAACAACGUGGGGUCAGAGUUCCAAAGAGAAAGGUUUGACUGCACUCAACGGAGAAGCGUGGAAACAAAAUCGAGAGUUUUCAAUGCGAACACUUACCAAAUUAGGCUUUGGAACUGAAAUCAUGCACAAGUACAUCCAGGAAGAAGCUUGCCACUUGGCCGAUUUCCUGGCAUGCCAACACGGUUGUCCCGUAGCUUCGUUCUCAGUCACGCACAAGAGCCACAUUAACUCCAUGUGCCGCUUCCUGCUGGGCUACCGCUUCGACUUCGAAGAUCCACGAUUUGUUCCUAUAUGUAAAGCACUCUCCGGGUUCCGGCUACAGUCAGCUGCUGCGCCAGUCGAACAUCGGGCUGCGUGGCUGCGCAGGGCAAUCAUUGACCGCCUUUGGCCAAGUUCCGUGAGUGCAAGCCGGCACCGCCUGCUCAAGACUCUCAACGUCGCGGUCAGAGACCUGAUUGCUCACAACGACGACACCAAGAGGGAUGGACGUCAGAAGAGCUACAUCGACCUCUACAUGGAUAAAAUUUGGCAAGCUGAGCAAAACAACAAUUCAUAUUUUACAGUGGAGUACCUUGCUGGUAAUAUGUGCGACAUCGUCAUGGGCUCAGCAACGAGCACUAACGUGUACCUGCAUUGGAACCUACUCAACCUGGCCAGCCGUGCUGACAACCUACAGGCGGACUUGCAACGGGAGAUCGACACCGUUGUGGGUAGGAGUCGUUCGCCCUGCUGGGAGGACCACAAGUGCUUGCCGCUCACAAUGGCAACUUUAUGGGAGAUGUACCGCUGGAAAGUUGCGACGCCUUUCAACUUGCCACGCGGCGUUGGCGAAGAUAUGAAGUUCGAAAAUUACGAUUUGCCUAAGGAUACCGUCGUCUUUCCAAACCUGAUGGCAGUCCACAGAAACACGAAGUUAUGGAAGGACCCGGAUACAUUUGAUCCAUCGCGUUUCUUGCGGGCUGAUGGGAAAACUCAGACGACGAGGCCGGGAGGGCUGCUGACUUUCUCGGUUGGUAAGAGAAUGUGCCCAGGAGAAUCGAUGGCCAUGGUCCAAAUAUUCCUCUUCAUGACGACACUACUCCACCGAUUUCACAUUCUUCCAGUAGAAGGCGAGAAGUACGACAUUUCGCCAUUCGGACCAUCCCUGGAGCUAUUAGACACGAAGCUUCGCUUUGUUGUGCGCCAUUGAAAGUGAAGAUCACUACUGAAGAUAAUCAUUCUGGAAAAAACGCACAAGAAUAUUGACGAACCUUUCCAAACCAGUCACAGUAUUCUUAAGCCAAACCAUACUUGAACUUAUUGGUUCCACUUUUGCCCCAACAUCCUCGGGAAACAAUAAACUUUAAUUGAAUAAGUUUGCAAAAGUGAUACUUUCGGACUAGUUUAAUCGGGAAAUAUAUUCACAGAGGUAAGGGAGACGAGACUUACACAUGAAUUGUGCAUUCGGGAGGCUGUUUAUCUUUUCGUGUUGACCAACAUAGGUGAUUUGUAAGAAGUUAUAUACGUUAACGUAUAAUUAUCACAAAGCGUAAACCCACGAAGAAAAAAACUGAUUCCUUGCCGUUUCGCAUACUCUCUUUCAAAUAUAAUAGAAAAAUUGCAAGGAUUAUUUAUUACCAGCAGGACAUUCCAAACGCAUAUAAAUUGUUUUAUUCUAGUGAAGCUCUUUUUGUUUGUUUGUUAAGCUUUAGAGUAGUACUGCAACAGCGAACGUUGGAUAACGCUACAUCCGAAGAUCAGUUAACGGACAAACCUCUUCGUGGUCUUUAGGCUCUUCCAGAACAGAUAUACCUGCUUUUGCAAAUUAGGUUUCUAUGAAACGACUCUAUGUGUUACAAGUCAAUUUAAGGUUAAACGCUCCGGAGCUGAUAAUCAGAGUACCGACCAAAAACUUCUUAUCUGUACAGAAAACUCAAACCAUUAAAGGCGGGCUUCAAGGAUGCACAAAUAUACUAGGUGAAGGCGCUAUCGUAAUAUUUGUUUAAAAUGCUCAUUUUAAAAAAGAAAUCCAAAAUAAACCAGCAGCUCGACUUUUUUCACCUGUUCCAGCUGCA
Molecule: messenger RNA, 2760 nt
Organism: Dermacentor andersoni
Lineage: Eukaryota; Metazoa; Arthropoda; Arachnida; Ixodida; Ixodidae
Product: cytochrome P450 2H2-like
Biological process (GO): xenobiotic metabolic process
Cellular component (GO): intracellular membrane-bounded organelle; cytoplasm
Molecular function (GO): heme binding; iron ion binding; oxidoreductase activity, acting on paired donors, with incorporation or reduction of molecular oxygen, reduced flavin or flavoprotein as one donor, and incorporation of one atom of oxygen
Source: RefSeq, a predicted model, not a curated record